AACAAUAAUAAUUGAAUCUUCGUUAUCUCAGUAGCGUUCAUCGUUUGCAUUUCAAACCCUAUAAAGAGAAAAAGGAAAUCCCCAAAACCCCCUACAAAAAUUGGGUUUUGGUAAAAGAAAGAAGGAUCAGACAUGUCGAAACGCAAAUUCGGAUUCGAAGGGUUUGGGAUUAACCGUCAAUCAACCUACAACUUUGAGCGAUCCCAAGCUCCUCAACGUCUAUACGUCCCUCCUUCCUCUCGUCAUUCCCACGACAACUACGACGAUAACGACCUUGACGACAUCGAUUAUGCCGAUAACAAUGAUACUUCCAACGACGCCAACACCAAUGACCCCACCAGCAAUGGCAACGGAGGGGAAGAUGACGAAAUCGACCCUCUCGACGCCUUCAUGCAAGGUAUUGAGGAGGAUUUGAAAGCGAAGCCGCCUCCGAAGCCCAAGGAGAAGGCGGAGAGGUAUAAAGAGGAUGAAGAUGAGGAUGAUCCGGUGGAGAGUUUUUUGAGGUCGAAGAAGGAUGUUGGGCUGACCUUGGCGGCGGAUGCUUUGCGUGCUGGGUAUGAUUCUGAUGAGGAGGUUUAUGCCGCUGCCAAGGCUGUAGAUGCGGGGUUGUUGGAGUAUGAUUCUGAUGAUAAUCCCGUGGUUGUAGACAAGAAGAAGAUUGAGCCGAUUCCGGCCCUUGAUCACAGUUCGAUUGAGUAUGAGCCGUUUAAUAAAGAUUUUUAUGAGGAGAAGGCUUCAAUUUCAGGAAUGAGUGAGCAGGAAGUUGCUGAAUACCGAAAGAGUUUGGCUAUCCGCGUUUCUGGUUUUGAUGUCCCAAGACCUGUAAAGACAUUUGAAGACUGUGGUUUUGCACCAGAGCUAAUGCGAGCUAUUGCAAAACAAGGGUAUGAAAAGCCAACAACUAUUCAGUGCCAAGCCUUACCUAUUGUCCUCUCUGGGAGGGAUGUUAUUGGUAUAGCAAAAACUGGUUCUGGUAAAACUGCUUCCUUUGUGCUUCCUAUGAUUGUACACAUCAUGGAUCAGCCUGAACUUCAGAAGGAGGAGGGUCCAAUUGGAGUGAUAUGUGCACCUACCCGAGAACUAGCACACCAAAUCUUCUUGGAAGCAAAGAAAUUUGCAAAAGCCUAUGGGAUACGUGCCUCUGCUGUGUAUGGUGGAAUGUCCAAACUUGAUCAGUUCAAGGAACUUAAGGCAGGAUGUGAGAUAGUCGUUGCUACACCGGGUCGAUUGAUAGACAUGCUAAAAAUGAAGGCACUGACAAUGACAAGAGCAACUUAUUUGGUACUUGAUGAGGCUGAUCGAAUGUUUGACCUUGGGUUUGAGCCUCAAAUAAGGUCCAUUGUUGGCCAAAUCAGACCUGACCGACAGACAUUACUAUUUUCAGCAACAAUGCCCCGCAAAGUUGAAAAGUUAGCAAGGGAAAUUCUCAGUGACCCAGUCAGAGUUACAGUUGGAGAAGUGGGAACAGCUAACGAGGAUAUUACUCAGCAUGUUCAUGUAAUUCCUUCCGACUCUGAGAAGUUACCCUGGCUUCUUGAGAAGCUACCUGGAAUGAUUGAUGAGGGUGAUGUUUUGGUGUUUGCUUCCAAGAAAGCUACUGUUGAUGAGAUUGAGUCUCAGCUCUCUGGUAAGGGUUUUAAGGUUGCUGCCCUUCAUGGUGAUAAAGAUCAGGCUUCUCGAAUGGAAAUUCUACAAAAGUUUAAAUCUGGCAUCUACCAUGUUCUCAUCGCAACUGAUGUUGCUGCUCGUGGUCUUGACAUCAAGUCAAUUAAGUCAGUUGUGAACUAUGAUAUUGCAAAGGACAUGGACAUGCAUGUGCACCGUAUUGGUAGAACAGGUCGUGCUGGUGACAAAGAUGGUAUUGCGUAUACUCUGAUAACUCAAAAGGAGGCUCGGUUUGCUGGUGAAUUGGUAAAUAGUUUAAUUGCUGCUGGGCAGAAUGUUUCCAUGGAACUGAUGGAUCUUGCUAUGAAGGACGGGAGAUUUAGGUCCAAGCGUAAUGCAAGAAAAGGAGGUGGGAAGAAAGGCAGAGGAAGGGGCGGCUGCAGGAGUGGUCGAGGUGUGCGUGGAGUUGAUUAUGGCAUGGGUAUUGGAUAUAAUCCAGAAUCCGGUAAUGCUUCAUCUCAGGCUGUUCAAAGUCGAAAUGCUGCGGUAAAUUCUCUCAAAACUGGCAUGAUGGCACAAAUGAAGAGUAACUUUGUUGCUGCUUCAUCAAACUCUCAAAGUCAAGGCUUCAAUAACAGUUCAAGUAUCAGGAGACCAACUCUGUCUGGAUUUGUAUCUGGCGGUACCAUUGGUGGAGAUAUAAAUAGGUCUCAGAUGGCCACUUCAUUCAACACUGCUCCUACAUCAGGAUUGAACACUUCACAAAAUACUGGACAAAACGCUACCCAGAGUAGCUCAGAGAGGUCUAGAGAUGGACCAAGAGAAAGGCGAAGGCCCUCUGGGUGGGACCGUUAAUUUCCACAUGGUGAUCAAUAAUUCUGUUUACAUAAACGGGAAAUUUUGUCUGUUCAAAUAUUGAAUGAACCUUAUCUGUAUCAUUAUCAUGCUUAGUAAGUCUUCUUUCUUCUUUUUGUUCAAUUAUAGGUCCCGUCUGUUUUUCAUAUUUUGGUUCUAGAAUUUUAUUUUCUGCAUAUUUAUAUAUUCUCUAACUUUCCCUCCCCAUCUGUUAUUAUUCGAGUACCUUUAGUUAGUUGAUAAUAAUUUCAAGUAAUUACAGUGUAAUCUUUUGGAAGAAUAGGUCCGCUGUCAUCUUUCAAUGGCACUAAAAUGCGUAGCCAUUCCUUCUUUCUUAUUGGAUCCCUCUACCUCAAAAUCUGUCGCCUUUUGCCUUGGACUUGCAUUGUUAACUACAAUGUCAUUCUUGAUAGCAAACACAGAGUUAUUGAUGCUAUCUCCAUGGGCGAUGCUAAUUAGCUGAGCGUAGAAAGAUGCGUUGAAAGGAGCCGCAUUAAAUGGCGAAUGCUAGAGAUGGAUUCAUUGCUUAGCAAGAUGAUGACUAAGAGUUUGACCAUUGGUGUCGACAUGGUCCACUCUUAGAGGAAAAAUUGAUUUAGAAACUCAAAUAACGAAGGACAUUAACCCAAAAAAGUAAUGCAUUUUUUAAUGUGCUUAAUCCCAUAGAUUUAGGGUUAAAAUUUCUUGUUAUUGCUAUUGUUCUUAUUAUAUCUAGCCGCUUCCUUUAACAUAA
Messenger RNA from Gossypium arboreum, 3193 nucleotides. Its product is annotated as DEAD-box ATP-dependent RNA helicase 24-like. The transcript is spliced from 5 exons. The record is from RefSeq and is a predicted model, not a curated record. The coding region runs from base 133 to 2460 and encodes 775 amino acids. Lineage: Eukaryota; Viridiplantae; Streptophyta; Magnoliopsida; Malvales; Malvaceae. Gene Ontology annotation, molecular function: RNA binding; ATP binding; RNA helicase activity.